GAAUUUCAAAAUUUGUGAUCAUGACUACUUUACUCCACGUUGCUACAAUGCAACCAUAAAAGAAUCUAAACCUUUUCUUCACUGUUGAUCCUCUUUCUCUGCAACUUCUCGUUGCAUCACUACACGAACCAAAGAAAAACGAUUUCAAGAAAAUGAAGUUUAGUUGGAUUCUACCACUUCUUGUUUCUUCCAUCUCUCUCUGCUCUUCUCUCAACUCCGACGGUUUAUCUCUUCUCGCUCUCAAAUCCGCCGUGGACAACGACCCGACCAAAGUAAUGAACCACUGGUCCGAAUCCGACCAAACUCCUUGCCAUUGGUCCGGAGUCGCCUGUACAAACGGCCGAGUCACGUCACUCAACCUCUUCGGGAACAGUCUCUCCGGUUACAUCCCCUCAGAACUCGGUCUACUCGACUCGCUUAACCGGCUCGAUCUAGCUCACAACAAUUUCUCCAAACCGGUACCGGUUCGCCUCUUCGAACCAACUAACCUCCGGUACAUCGAUCUCUCUCACAACUCACUCUCCGGUCCGAUCCCAGACCAAAUCCGCCACUUAAAAUCACUAAACCAUCUCGAUUUAUCCUCUAACCGGCUCAACGGCUCACUUCCCGAGUCACUCACCGAACUCGGAAGCCUCGCCGGAACUCUAAACCUCUCGUUUAACCGAUUCACCGGCGAGAUUCCACCGUCGUACGGUCGGUUACCUCUCCACGUCACCUUGGAUCUCAGCCACAACGACCUCACCGGAAAAGUACCUCAGGUGGGUUCUCUGUUGAACCAAGGACCGUUCGCGUUCGCCGGAAAUUCUCAUCUCUGCGGCUUCCCGUCGCAGACACCGUGCGAAGAUUUCGAGAUCCCUAAUCUCAUCGCCGCUAAGCCGGAAAGUACUCAAGAGCUUCAGAAACCGAACCCUAGCGUGAUCAGCAAGGAAGAAGGACACGAGAAGCAGACCACCGGUUCUGUAACGGUCUCAUUGAUCUCUGGAGUGUCCGUCGUCAUCGGAGCUGUUUCUCUAUCGGUGUGGCUGAUCCGGAGAAAACAGAGCUCCUCCGCCGUGUACAAAACAGAGACGGUGGUCGCAGAGUUCGACGAAGAAGGGCAAGACGGUAAAUUUGUAGCCUUUGACGAAGGGUUUCAGCUAGACCUUGAGGAUUUGCUGAGAGCUUCGGCUUACGUGAUAGGCAAGAGCAGGAGCGGGAUUGUAUACAGAGUCGUGGCGGCGGAACCAUCCUCCUCCUCCUCCGCCGUUGUCGCGGUUAGAAGACUCAGCGACGGUAACGCCACGUGGCGGUUUAAGGAGUUCGUGAACGAAGUGGAGAACAUCGGUAUGGUCAGCCACCCUAACAUUGUAAGGCUGAGAGCUUAUUACUAUGCAGAGGACGAGAAGCUUCUCAUCACUGAUUACAUUGGCAAUGGAAGCUUGUACUCUGCUUUGCAUGGUGGGCCUUCGAAUACACGGUCUCCACUCUCUUGGGCUGAGAGGUUACACAUAGCGCAAGGGACUGCUCGGGGCUUGAUGUAUAUACAUGAGUACAGUUCGAGAAAGUAUGUACAUGGCAACCUAAAAACAAGCAAAAUCCUGUUAGAUGAUGAGUUACUUCCUCACGUCUCAGGCUUCGGUCUCACACGUCUGGUUCAUGGUUACCCCAAGCUACCAGAUCAUUCACUAUCCACCAACGUGCAAAGCUUUGCGACAAGACUCUCAGCUCCUCCUCAAGCUGCUUACCUUGCACCAGAAGCCAGAGCUUCUUCCGGUUACAAAUCAUCUCAGAAAUGCGAUGUUUAUUCUUUUGGUGUGAUUCUGUUGGAGUUGUUGACUGGUUGUUUGCCUGGUGGUUUCUCUGAAAACGGAGGAGAGGAACUCGUUAGUGUUGUGAGGAAGUGGCACAAGGAAGGGAGAUCGUUGGCCGAUAUCUUAGACCCCAAGCUUUUAAAACAAGAGUUAGCUGAUAAGCAAGCUAUUGCAGCUAUUCGUGUGGCUUUGAACUGCACGGAUACAAAUCCAGAGUUGCGUCCUAGGAUGAGAUCUGUGUCUGAGAGUUUAGGUCGAAUCAAAACGGUAUAAACCUUCAGUGCAUGAGCCAGGAAAUGUGUAUGCUAAUUUCAGGCAACAAAGUUAUGCUAUGUAAUUUCUAUGGCGAGCUUAAAUGAAGGGUUUAGUGCUUUGUUUAUCA
Molecule: messenger RNA, 2172 nt
Organism: Brassica oleracea var. oleracea
Lineage: Eukaryota; Viridiplantae; Streptophyta; Magnoliopsida; Brassicales; Brassicaceae
Product: probable inactive leucine-rich repeat receptor-like protein kinase At1g66830
Exons: 2
Coding region: 153-2063 (636 amino acids)
Biological process (GO): protein phosphorylation
Molecular function (GO): protein kinase activity; ATP binding; protein binding
Source: RefSeq, a predicted model, not a curated record